Molecule: messenger RNA, 1635 nt
Organism: Alternaria metachromatica
Lineage: Eukaryota; Fungi; Ascomycota; Dothideomycetes; Pleosporales; Pleosporaceae
Exons: 2
Coding region: 1-1635 (544 amino acids)
Cellular component (GO): nucleus; cytoplasm
Molecular function (GO): protein binding
Source: RefSeq, a predicted model, not a curated record
AUGGAAGCCAUAGGUCUAGUGGCCAGCAUAAUCACUCUCAUCAGCGCAGCCAGCAAUGCCGCCUUGAUCCUCGAACGAGUAUUGGGUCUGCGCGGCGUUUCCCUAUACGUUCUUGGAGCGUUGAACGAAGUCACCGACUUCAAGGCAACUCUGACUCUGGUACAGACGGCAGUAGAUGAAACUCAGCACCAGCUUCCGCCAGCCUAUCGGGUGGAAUACAACAGGCUUUUGGAUCGAGCAAUGGGCUGUAUGGACGCCUUCACAAAGUACCUACGAAGAAGUAUUUUACGUGAGCGAGAAGAGGUAGACGGCGCUGAAAAGGUCAUCGAGCUGAAGAGACGUGUGAAGUGGAUGGACGUGUUGGGAAGAGGUCAAGCGCAAUGUCAGAUCGACGCAUUCCAGCAGGAGCUGACUUCCUUGAAACUCAACUUUGUAUUGGCGAUGAGUGCGACGAAUUUUACACCUGCCCAAACCUUUAGUGCCGGUCGUGUCCAGGGUCACUUUCACGAAAUCUUCUUGAGCCGAUCAGAUCUUCUUGACAUCGGUGAUGUUCUCAACCUCGCUCCAGCUACGGAGUUAAUACUUCGAGGAUCAAUCGACAGUCUAAGAGAUCUUCUCCGAAGUCAACCCAGCGCUGUACUAACUCGGGACUCUCUUGGAAAUACCCCGCUCCACUGGGCGAUAAAGAUGGCGAACGUCGACGCGGUGGACCUGCUACUCGAAGCAGGCGCGGAUGUACAUGCUGUCGCAAAGGACACUGCAACGCCUUUAUGCGAAGCUGUCGAUUCUGACUUCGAAUCCCGUGAAAUUUGUCUGAAACUCCUUGAAGCUGGUGCUGACGUUGACCAAGUCAUUUGCCAUGAAGGGACCGCUCUUGCAGAGGCAGUGCGUCGCAAUCGAUCCGUCUCGACGAUAAAACUUCUGUUAGAUGCUGGAGCUCACUUACAUGGGAUUCAUGGUGACGAUCCUGUCCUGAUAAUAGCGGCUUCUGAGUCUACAUCGGAUGCAUGCGAAACGCUACUGUUGGCCGGCGCCAACAUCGAAGCUCGAGGUUCUCGGGGUGAAACAGCGGUCAUGGUAGCUGUAGGGAACAACAAUCAUUCUGUACUUGAGAAGCUCAUUAAUCUCGGCGCUCGACUGGAUCUGGAGCUAUAUGACGGGGACUCAAUAGUCAUCAUCGCGGCCUUGCAUGGCGAUAUAGAGACGAUGCGGAUACUUGAGACUGCACGCAUCAAGGGCAUUCCGGUGGAUGUGAAGUCACGGGAAGCCUACUGGUACGCUUUUGAUCGACGCUACCACUAUUGCUUCCCAAAGAGUGUACUACCCGAGUGCGUGGAGAUGGUCGCUUUUCAGGCUCUUCUCGAUAGCAUCGUACCCGCAGAAUAUGCCACUUUGGAGUAUGAACACUCGGAAGAUUCUGAUGCUGUUCACGUACCAGGGGCGUUUCCAUUUGAUACAGACGAGUCGGAUUGCGACAUUGGGAUUCCAGAGGCGCGAGAAUGGGAUGAUGUCGACGGGUGCGAAGAGCAGAGAGAUAGCGACGAUGAAUCACGGAUUACCCCCGACGAUGACCGUUCAGGCGGUGAAAAGGAAAUGGAACAUGCAAGCGAGGACGAAGCCGGUAGCCUGACAUGA